This is a messenger RNA of Arctia plantaginis, 639 nucleotides long. The record is from the annotation of a GenBank genome assembly. Lineage: Eukaryota; Metazoa; Arthropoda; Insecta; Lepidoptera; Erebidae.
AUGAAACUGCUGAUCGCAAUUUGUGCAUUGCUGUCCCUUGCGGUGGCUCUGCCUCAGAGAAAAAUAUCUCUUAAAACUGAGCCAGAGGCUGAUGACCAGAUACCUGCAGAGCAGAAUUACAAUAACUACCAACAAGCUGACUACAGACAACAGCCUCAGCAGCAAGAGUACAGACAAAAAAAUCAAAUUGAUGAUUUCAGGCCCAAGGUUCAAUUGGAAACUACAACAUAUAUCCCUAUUAUUCGUUUUGAUAAAGAGCAAGCCAAUGAUGGAAGCUACAAAACUUCGUAUGAAACUGGCAACAACAUCCAAGCUUCUGAAGAAGGUUACCUGAAGCAUCUUGGCGACGACCUGAACGCCCUUGUGCAAACCGGUUCCUACAGCUACACUGCGCCUGAUGGUCAAAUCAUUAAUGUGGAAUACACUGCUGACGAAUUCGGAUUCAGAGUCAAGGGCGAUCACAUUCCUACUCCUCCUCCCGUCUCUCCUGAAAUCCAGAAAGGUCUCGAUUUAAUCUACGCAGGAAUCAAAGCUAAUGAGGAGCGUGCUGCCUUAGAAGCUAAGAACAACCCCCAGGCUGCCAGAGAACAAGAGGAUAGGGCAGCUCUUGACUACAAAGGUACUUACUAUCAACAGUAA